GCGCCCCGGCACUUCCGGGCGUCGCCAUGACAAUCCCGGCACGUGACGGGAGCAGGGAGCGGCCGCCGCUGCCGGCGCAGGAAUGGCCGAUGGCUUUCUCAUGGAGGUCUGCGUUGACUCGGUGGAGUCUGCCGUGAACGCGGAGCGCGGAGGUGCUGGCCGCAUCGAGCUGUGCGCUGGCCUGAUCGAGGGAGGAACCACACCGAGCAUGGCAGGGCUGCUGCAAGUGGUGAAGCAGUGCGUGCGGGUCCCAGUGUUCGUGAUGAUCCGUCCCCGCGGGGGCGACUUCCUCUAUUCGGACCGCGAGGUGGACGUGAUGAAGGCAGACGCCCGCCUCGCCAAGCUGCACGGGGCCGAUGGGCUGGUGUUCGGGGCCCUGACUGAGGAUGGGCGCAUCGAUACGGAGCUCUGCAUGGCCCUGCUGGCCGUUUGCCGUCCCCUGCCAGUCACCUUUCACCGAGCCUUCGACAUGGUCCAUGACCCCAUGGUAGCCCUGGAAACCUUGAUCUCUCUGGGCUUUGAGCGUGUGCUGACUAGUGGCUGCGACAGCUCAGCGCUGGAGGGGCUGCCCUUGAUCAAGAGGCUAGCAGAGCAGGCAAAGGGCAGGAUCGUGGUGGUGCCAGGUGGCGGGAUAACGGAGCGAAACCUGCAGCGGAUCCUCGAGGGCUCCAGCGCCUCCGAGUUCCACUGCUCGGCACGCUCAGCCCGUGACUCAGGGAUGAAGUUCAGAAACCCUCACGUUGCCAUGGGAGCUUCCCUCUCUGCCUCAGAGUACUCGGUCAAGGUGGCCGACGUGGCGAAAGUGCGGACCCUGAACGCCAUCGCAAAGAACAUUCUGUAGCGGGACAGAAACGUGCAGACCCCGAGUCCCCCCUGUCAGCGCAGGCAAAGGGACUUCAGCUCCCGCAUCCCUGGGGCGGGGAAGGGCAUGGAUCACACGCAGAAACCUGCCACCUCUUCCGUGGUCUCUUUUGUGGCUUCGUGUGGAUGCCCACUCCCGGGGCUGGAGGCCACUACUGGUCUUUUUGAGUGUGGACCCUUUCCUGGCUGCAGCACUGGCACCAACUGUCCGGCAGCCAUGGGCCAGAGGGGAGGGUUAGCUAAUGGGGCGGUGAAUUGUGCGACAGCGCUAUGAUGUCAAAUAAACACCCCACAGCCA
Messenger RNA from Alligator mississippiensis (American alligator), 1159 nucleotides. It is a transcript of the gene CUTC, whose product is annotated as cutC copper transporter. The record is from RefSeq and is a predicted model, not a curated record. The transcript has 9 exons. Lineage: Eukaryota; Metazoa; Chordata; Crocodylia; Alligatoridae. Gene Ontology annotation, molecular function: copper ion binding. Bases 83 to 841 code for a protein of 252 amino acids.